Molecule: messenger RNA, 3509 nt
Organism: Pristis pectinata (smalltooth sawfish)
Lineage: Eukaryota; Metazoa; Chordata; Chondrichthyes; Rhinopristiformes; Pristidae
Gene: bop1
Product: BOP1 ribosomal biogenesis factor
Exons: 17
Coding region: 51-2444 (797 amino acids)
Biological process (GO): ribosome biogenesis; maturation of LSU-rRNA from tricistronic rRNA transcript (SSU-rRNA, 5.8S rRNA, LSU-rRNA)
Cellular component (GO): preribosome, large subunit precursor; PeBoW complex
Molecular function (GO): ribonucleoprotein complex binding; protein binding
Source: RefSeq, a predicted model, not a curated record
CACAAAAUGCUGGAGGGUCUCAGCAAGUCAGGCAGCAUCUAUGGAGGGAAAUGAACAGUCGACGUUUCGGGCCAAGACCCUUCAUGAUUAGGGUUGUCAAUCGAUUGGCCUUAACCUCUGACCGGUCUUCGCCGCAGCCUCGCCGCUCCUCUAGUAAGAUGGCGGCGGAGAGCAUGUCGGUGGCCGGGGGGAGCGGCGGAAACAAGAGGCCGACUCCGGCCUCGGCCCCCGAGCUGCAGGAGCAGCUUCCCAUCUUUGAAAGCCAAGCACUUGAUGAGGAUGCAGGUGACCUGACAGACAGUGAGGAGAGCCUUUUCUCUGGUUUGGAGGAUUCAGGGAGUGACAGCAGUGACGAGGGAGAUGAUGAUGACCAUGAGGCGGGAGAGAGUGAUGAAGACAAUGACAGUGGGGUUGAAGAGAAGGCUGCGAAGGACAAGCGAGGCAAGCAGGAUAUCAAGAUCAGUAAAGUUGCCAGGAAAGAGGAAGGUGAAAGCUGUGGAAAGUUGGCAGAGUCGGACUGCAUGUUGCGGACAGAGCACCCGGGGUUGACCCCUCCAGUGAAUGAGUACGAAGAGGACACCUCGGAUGAAGAGGAUAUCCGGAAUACCGUGGGUAAUAUCCCUAUGGAAUGGUACCAAGACUAUCCACACAUAGGAUAUGAUCUAGAUGGAAGGAAAAUCUACAAACCAAUCCGAAAUAAAGAUGAACUGGAUGAAUUUCUGGAUAAAAUGGAGAAUCCGGAUUACUGGCGUACUGUUCCAGAUAAGAUGACCGGCACUGACAUCCGGCUUACAGACGAACAAAUAGACCUUGUGCACCGGAUACAGAAGGGACAGUUUGGAGAUGCUAAGUUUGAUCCAUAUCAGCCUUCCAUUGAUUUCUUUACCCAUGAGACGAUGAUUCACCCUGUGACCAAUCAUCCAGCUCACAAACGCAGCUUCAUUCCAUCGCUCAUCGAGAAGGAGAAGGUGUCGAAGCUUGUACAUGCAAUAAAAAUGGGCUGGAUCAAACCUCGCAAGCCACGCGAUGACACACCGCAGUACUAUGACCUGUGGGCAAAGGAAGAUCCUAAUGCAAUCCUAGGUCGGCAUAAAAUGCAUGUUCCUGCACCAAAGCUGAAGCUCCCGGGACAUGAAGAGUCUUAUAACCCCCCACCUGAGUAUUUAUUAACGGAGGAAGAGAGACUGGCCUGGGAACAGCAGGAGCCUGAGGAGCGGAAGCUCAACUUCCUCCCGCAGAAAUUUUCAUCACUGCGCACCGUGCCGGCGUUUCCACGCUUCAUCCACGAGCGUUUCGAGCGGUGUCUCGAUCUCUACCUCUGUCCACGACAGCGGAAGAUGAGGGUGAAUGUGGACCCAGAAGAUCUGAUACCAAAACUUCCCAAGCCGAAGGAUCUGCAGCCAUUCCCAACCACUCAAGCACUGGUGUACAUGGGACACACAAACUUGGUGCGGUGCAUCAGCGUUUCUCCCAGUGGCCAGUGGCUGGCAUCAGGUUCAGAUGACCACACGGUUCGCUUCUGGGAGGUUUCCACAGCCCGCUGCAUGAAGACCAUUGAGGUGGAAGGGGCAGUGAAGAGCAUUGCUUGGAACCCUAACCCUAUUCACUGUCUCGUAGCAUUGGCUGUUGAACAGUCAAUUAUCAUCGUCAAUCCCUGUCUGGGUGAUAAGUUACUGUAUAACGCCACCGACCAGCUAAUCGCAUCGUUUCAGAAGCCAGAGGAGGAGCCUCCCCAGCCCGUGGAGUGGAUGGCUGCUGAGGGAGAGAUGUUUGAUGCAGGAUUCCGACUGAUCAUCAAGCACAACAAGCUGGUGAAACAGGUGACCUGGCACGGCAAGGGCGACUACUUGGCCUCCGUUAUCCCAGAGAACGGCAACGCGCAGGUCCUCAUCCACCAGAUGAGCAGGCGCCAGAGUCAGAACCCCUUCCGCAGGAACAAGGGCUUGGUGCAGUGUGUCCGUUUCCACCCCAUCCGGCCCUUCUUCUUCGUGGCCACGCAGCGUUACAUCCGGGUGUACAACCUCCUCAAACAGGAGCUCGCCAAGAAACUGAUGACCAACUGCAAGUGGGCGUCGAGCAUGGCCAUUCACCCUGGGGGUGACAACGUGAUCUGUGGAAGUUAUGACAGUCGCCUGGCCUGGUUCGACCUGGAUCUCUCCACCAAGCCUUACAAAGUGCUCAGGCAUCACAAGAGAGCUUUGCGAGGUGUCGCAUUCCACAAACAUUAUCCACUCUUUGCCUCAGCAUCUGACGAUGGCACGGUCAUUGUCUGCCAUGGAAUGGUUUACAGCGACCUGCUCCAGAACCCACUGAUCGCGCCCGUGAAGCUACUGAGGGGCCACGAAAUCACGCGGGACCUGGGCGUGCUGGACGUCAUCUUCCACCCCACCCAGCCCUGGGUCUUCUCCGCGGGAGCAGAUGGCACCAUCCGCCUCUACACCUAGUGCUUCCCCCCCAGCACCAGCUCCUCCCCCAGGAUGUUCCGACUUCACAAACUCAUCUGCUCUUGCCCUUGUACCCGGGGGGGGAGGAGGGAGAGAGACGGGACUGGUUAAUGGGGGGGGGGCAGUAAACGGCUCAGAAGACCAGGAGCUGGAUGUGAGGCAGUGCUGCAGCCCUUUCCUCAGUUACACAGGGACAGACGGACCCAUCCUGCUGUGUGUCUUCUCAGGAUGCACCCUCACAGCCAUGGACAGAAUCUUCAUUUCACAAGUGGUGUACACAGGCCUGAAGUCACUCCUGCCUUUUGCACACAAUGCAGCCCGUUUGCUUUCACUGACCUUAAACUGAUGGGAGUGCUACCCGUCCUUGGCUGGACACUACUGGUACGUCACACAUGGCGCAGCGAGACACCACAGUUGCCAAAAUGUGGUUCUGAUUAAACUACCCUGAGUAAAUCCACUGAAAUGUUUCCGUUAAACACUUUCUAGAGCUCGUGCCUGUUUCAAUAAGCAGAGUCUGUGGUGGAUUCCAGCUUGCCUGAACCCUUGAGGUUGGAAGAUUCAAAAAGGCACCAGAGUCUGACUGCAAAUCCCUUCCCCUCCUGCCAGGGUCAGAGACAGGAGGGGACUAAUGAACUUGGGCCACUCUCUCUCUCUGCAGAAACAAACACCCAAACUGCCAUCUUUGUGCUCCCAGGAGCUGAGGUUACUCCAGUUUCUUCAGGUUAUUUGCCUAAAGCUGAUUAAAUAAAUUUCAAUUCAUCAGCUGCAAGAGCAAGUUCACGUUGUAGCCAAAACUAACUGUGAACUGUGGCUGUAAGGUGGGGUGAGGCUCGUGUGUCAACCCUGCUCGGGGCAACAACUUCAGCCUCUCUGACCUUGAAGGUGUGAGGGCUGCAACCAUCUGAAAUGUCAGUUGAUGAGAGCACAAGACACACACUGUUUGUGAAAUGAAUAUAUUUAGACCAGAUAUACAUUUUAAAUCUUUGUAUAAUUUGUCCCACAUAUUUUCUGAUUUACAUUGAUGCUGCAAUCAGCCAGUUUAUUAUUAAAGAUAUUUCUGUACCA